UGUAGCCGGUAGAUCAAUUUUUUUUUUUGUUUAUCAUAAACUAUAAUACUGUAUUAAAAUAGAAAAACAAAAUGUGCUAAAUAAAGAAAAUGUUAGACUUUGUAAUAUUUAAAUAAAAUAUAAUUUAGCAAAUAUAAAAUUUGAGGGCAAAUUAUACAAAGAAAGAAAAAAAAAAGAAAUGCCUAGUGAAUGUUUUAUAUUUUUUGAUAAUCCUAAUGGUGUAUUUUAUACUGGAUCUUCAGUUUCUGGACGAUUUGAAUUAGUGACAACGACCAGCAAAAGAAUUCGAGGAAUUGUUGUUCGAAUAACUGGUAAUGCUAAUGUCUGUUGGGAAGAAGAGUAUACUGAAAAAGAAAAUGGAAAAGAAGUUACAAAAUUUAGAGAAUAUACAAAUCAUCAAUCCUAUUUAAAUUAUGAAAAUUUUGUACUUGGAUCGCAAUAUGCUAUUGAAUUUGAUCUGAAUCCUGGAACAUAUAAUUAUACUUUUAAUUGUGAACUCCCAGCAAAUUUACCAUCAUCAUUUACAGGAAGAUAUGGAGAAAUAAUUUAUGAAGUAUGUGUUGAAAUUGAUCGAGCUGAUCUAGCAUAUAAUAAUAAAUUUAAACAAGCAUUUACCGUGAUAUAUUUACUAGAUUUGAAUGUAAAUCCCGAUUAUAGACAACCUAAAUCUACAAUUGAUGAAGUAAGUUAUACGUGCUGUAGUUGUUUUUUUGGUAGUGGAGUUGUUGAAGCGGAAAUAACAAUACCAUAUGGUGGUUUUGUAUCAGGACAAGAUAUUCCGUAUAAGUUACUUGUUACAAAUGAUACAAAUUCUGAUAUAGAUGACAUCUCAAAAGUUGAACUUGUAAGAAAAGUAACAUUUGAAAGUGAGACACCAGAAAGUGAAUUCAAAUACCGUGAAGUUUCAUUAGAUGAAAAACAAGUAGGAAAAAUUUUAAGAUUAUCAAAGAAACAAUUUGAAAAUACAUUAGAAGUACCGACAGCACCACCAACAACACCAAAAAAUUUUGGUUGUUGUAUUCGUAUCGAAUAUUUUAUUAAGGUUGGAAUUGUUACUGCUUGUUGUGCCAGUAAUCUUGUUUUAAAUCUUCCUAUUACAAUUGGAAGUGUACCAAUUACUAAUUCAGAAGGAUUAAGUGAGAUUACAUUACAUCAACCAGCAUCACAACGUUGGGAAGAAACUGCGGUAGGCUCCUUAAGGAACUUAGAUUUACCUCCUCGAUAUACUGGCCCACCAUCAUACGAAGAAGCAAAAAAAUUAUCAGAAGACUUUGAAAAAAAACGAAAAGGAAUAGAUAAGCAAUUUGAGUUUGCGCCAAAAUAUCCAACAUAUUUUAAUUAUAGAGAACCAACUGCCCCAAUUGAAAAUAAUAUUUGAUAUGCAAAUGCUUGUGAAUACGACACGUACCUAGUGUAAUUGUUCUUUUUUCGAAUAUUUUAAAUUAUUUUUAAAUGAAAAAACAAACUAAAGCUUAGUACUUAUAUAAAUCACAUGAAAUAUUUUGAUAAUUGAAGUUUUUUUAAUAUUUUGAACUUUGUGAAAUAGCGUUAAAUAUAAAUUAAUGUUUAAAGCUUUAAACUAAUUUUUCUUCUAUAAACCUAAUAUAAUAUUCGUAACAUAUAUUGUACUAUUUUAAUAAGAUAUUAGGUGUUUACUAUGAAAUAUCUUUAAAAUGUGAUAUUUUAGAAAAUUCAGGACUCAAUUUUUUACAAUAUUUUUCGUAUUCACUUUUUUUUUUAUUUUUACAUAUCGAAAAUUUGUUUUACACUGAAGUUGUAAGUUUGUUUCCGGUAUAUAAUAAAGUGACUUAUUUUAGUAAUCUCAAUUAAUAUUAAUUAUUAAUUGAAAAAAAUAAUCUAGUAUGUGAUUUAUAAAGCACUCAAAUCGAUUUGCUUAUUGCUUUUGUAAUAUUAAUAAUUGUUUGGCGCAUUAUGUUUG
This is a messenger RNA of Condylostylus longicornis, 1939 nucleotides long. Its product is annotated as arrestin domain-containing protein 3-like. The record is from RefSeq and is a predicted model, not a curated record. Gene Ontology annotation, biological process: protein transport. The transcript is spliced from 4 exons. NCBI's taxonomy places the organism in Eukaryota, Metazoa, Arthropoda, Insecta, Diptera, Dolichopodidae. Gene Ontology annotation, cellular component: cytoplasm. The coding region runs from base 179 to 1378 and encodes 399 amino acids.